Messenger RNA from Coregonus sp. 'balchen', 1104 nucleotides. NCBI's taxonomy places the organism in Eukaryota, Metazoa, Chordata, Actinopteri, Salmoniformes, Salmonidae. The record is from the annotation of a GenBank genome assembly.
GUGGGUGUUCCUCUGUUCAUCAACAAGACAGUGGGGGACUCCGUGGAGCUGCUGGCAGGCUUAGAGCGGGGACAUUUCAUAUCAUUGCAGUGGAAGUAUAGAGGAAAGGAUAUUGUAGAAGUCAACUCAGAAGUUGUAUAUUCACCUGGAUCCCAGUUCGAGGGGAGACUAAAGAUGAACAACAAAAACUUUAGUUUAACGGUCAGAGAACUGCCACUGCAAGACUCAGGGGAUUUUCUAGUUAUAGGCGAAGGGGACAAAGGUCAGAUUGGCGGUAGGACCAUCACUCUGAAGGUCAACCGUAGGCUGUUAUCACCUUUUUUCAUCCUAUUUUGAUAUCAUUCUAAUUUAUAUCCAAGACCACGGCUGAUUAUCUUUAAACUAUAAUGAAGAUUUGUUGGUUUUAUACUGACCUUACUCGCCAUGCUUUGAUACAUUUCCAUCACAUUAACAAGUUUUAUCCUCUGUCGUCUUUCUCCUGGUGGUAUGGCUAUGGUAGGGAUCAUUUAGAAGACUGAUUAUGUGUCUCUAUCUCUCUCCUGGUUGGUCAGAGCCUAUAUCCAAGGUGGUGAUCCAGACAGACAUCAUGCUAUUGGCCAACCACUCCUGUAUGGUGCGGCUGGUGUGCAACGUGUCCUGCUACUCCAACCUUACAUACACCUGGGAGAGAGACAACGAGAUGUACGGGGACGCCCAGCAGAUUCACCUCUCUCUCUCUCCUGCAGAGAGAGUCAUCAUUGUAACAUGCAACGCCUCCAACCUAGUCAGUUGGAAAUCUGCCUUUGUGACAGUAAAGUGUAGUAAUGACAAAACCGCCCCAGGUACCUAGAUAUCAUAAUAAUCCCUUCCAUACACUUUUCAGUGUGCUUAUAUGCUUAUGUUGUCAAAUAUAAUAUAUAAUGCUUGUGAUUACAUUGGAAGUGUAUGAUAUAGAGCCAUUUAGUCUUUAUCAUAUUGUAUCGUCUAAUCAUGUGUGUUGUACAAUGUGUGACAGGGAUGGCAUGGUACACCAACUACAUCAGAGUAUCAGUAGGAGGCGCUGUGGUGCUUAUCCUCACUGUAGGUGUGGCAGUGUGCUACUGCAGGGGCCGCAGUAACCCAGAU